ACAUUUUGCAAUGUGUCACAUGAGACACCUGACUGUCAGUGUCAAAGUACACAAUGUACUUUAUAAAUAAAAGUCGAAAAGUCGUGUUUGGUUCACUUUAGCGCAAUUAAAAAAUGUUUUUCCGCAACUUUAUAACUGGUUGGUACAGUGAAGACAUGUCGACGAUGGUGGAAUCACCACCCCCCGAGUUCAUCAAAACGAUCGAAUGGGACAUGAUGGACAAGACGAAAUUCUUCCCCUUAUCAAUGCUUAGUUCGUUCACAGUCAGGUGUGCCCUUUACCCCCUAACCUUGAUAAAAACGAGGCUGCAAGUCCAAAAACAUAACGACAUUUACACUGGCAUGUUUGACGCUUAUGGGAAAAUUUACAGAUAUGAAGGGUUCUCCGGGCUGUACCGCGGAUUUUGGGUGUCCUCGGUCCAAAUAAUCAGCGGCGUUUUCUACAUUUCGGUGUACGAGGGGGUCCGGCAUUUACUCGCACAAAAGAAUAUCGACUCGAGGGUCAGAGCGCUGAUCGCCGGGGGCAGUGCCUCAAUUGUGGGCCAAACGAUCAUUGUUCCUUUCGACGUCCUCAGCCAGCAUCUGAUGAUGAUGGGGGUGCAGAACGGCGACAAGUUAGCUUUCAAUACCUUAGGAAUUGCCAUCAAGCCAGGGACGAGCAAACUGGCCCUAACGCUUGAAAUAGCCAAAGAGAUUUUCCGCAGGGACGGAAUUGGGGGGUUUUACAGGGGGUAUAUGGCCAGUUUGGCGGCCUACGUCCCGAAUUCGGCUCUGUGGUGGGGGUUUUAUCACUUCUACCAAGAUGAGUUGCACGCAGUGAUGCCUUCGUGGGUCUCGCAUUUGUUCAUCCAGACAGUGGCGGGGACGUUAGGGGGCUUCACCACCACAAUUAUCACCAACCCCUUGGAUGUGAUCAGGGCUAGACUGCAAGUGCAGAGGAUAGAAUCUAUGAAGUGCGCUUUCAGGGACUUGUGGGUUGAGGAAGGUGUCAGGAUGUUCUCCAAGGGGUUAAGUGCGAGACUCAUCCAAUCUGCCACGUUUAGUUUUAGCAUAAUUCUCGGUUAUGAGACUAUAAAGCGCGUUUCUGUUAACGAUGAAUAUAAAGAAUAUGUCCGUUGGUGAUACUGUUGUAGUUUUAUAUUGUAUAAAAUGAGAUUUUAUCGA
Molecule: messenger RNA, 1163 nt
Organism: Tribolium castaneum (red flour beetle)
Lineage: Eukaryota; Metazoa; Arthropoda; Insecta; Coleoptera; Tenebrionidae
Exons: 6
Coding region: 114-1121 (335 amino acids)
Biological process (GO): branched-chain amino acid catabolic process; branched-chain amino acid transport; transmembrane transport
Cellular component (GO): mitochondrion
Molecular function (GO): branched-chain amino acid transmembrane transporter activity
Source: RefSeq, a predicted model, not a curated record